This is a messenger RNA of Ruditapes philippinarum (Manila clam), 840 nucleotides long. Its product is annotated as 5-hydroxytryptamine receptor 1F-like. The transcript has a single exon. Lineage: Eukaryota; Metazoa; Mollusca; Bivalvia; Venerida; Veneridae. Gene Ontology annotation, biological process: neuropeptide signaling pathway. The record is from RefSeq and is a predicted model, not a curated record. Gene Ontology annotation, molecular function: G protein-coupled peptide receptor activity. The coding region runs from base 1 to 840 and encodes 279 amino acids. Gene Ontology annotation, cellular component: membrane.
AUGGCUAAAGUUAUAAUUUCUGUUUUAGCAGGAAUAGCAUUUUCGCUCGGAAUUAUAACGGCCUUAAACUACGGUGUUUACUUUGUAAAGGAAUCAAACUCUACGGCAACUGAUGGAAUAAAUGACAGUUAUAUAUACAUAGCAAAUCAAAGUGGCAUUACUGUAUUAUCAAAAGAUGAUGAACCAUCGUAUGGAUUAAAUCUAUCAUAUAAAACAGAUACCAUGAAAAAUGUGUUACACUUGAAGACACAAAUACUAGAAUAUAAAGGAAUUUGCCAAGUAAACGGUCUAAUAUUUAGUUUCCAGUUCACUGAUGUCUACCAAAAGAUUUAUUCAAGCUUCUUUGUGAUAGUGAUAGUUGUUGUGGUUGUUCUAUAUAUUCUUAUUUAUAAAUUCGUCUCUGUAAGGAGAGCCAAAAGACGACGCAUGCGCAGUCAAAGGUCAAUGUAUUCCUCGUAUAAAGAUCCACCUACAACAUAUGUGAAUACGAGAGCGUCCAUAAAUAAUGGAAGUAUUAAAACAGAGGUUGACAUGACCAGUGUUGUCGACGAACCACGCCCGAAAACAGAAAAGACUGCAUUUCUGAGAAGAAUGACUAUCAGAGAAAAGGGUCUUGUAGCCAACAUUCGGACCGCUGCCAUGCUUUUUGUCGUAACAGCUGUAUUUAUAAUAGUGUUUCUACCGGCGUGGCUAAUGGCACAUGAAGUGCUGCCAUACAAUAUGCUCAUCUUCUAUAUGUACUUUUUCUACAAUGUCGCUAAUCCAAUAAUUUAUGCCUUUAUGAACAAAGCAUUUCGCAGAGAUCUUAAAGACGUCAUAGAGUGCCGGGUUUCGCAAUGA